Messenger RNA from Daldinia childiae, 849 nucleotides. RefSeq lists its product as uncharacterized. Lineage: Eukaryota; Fungi; Ascomycota; Sordariomycetes; Xylariales; Hypoxylaceae. The record is from RefSeq and is a predicted model, not a curated record. Bases 1 to 849 code for a protein of 282 amino acids. The transcript has a single exon.
AUGCACAAGAAUAUCCUUCUUUUCUCUGCCUUCGCCCUCCAAGCGUCGGCCCUGAAUGAGACUAUCUCAGGCUACAAAUAUUUCUUAUCCGGUCCCAAAUUGGGCCAGACGAAGACCGAGUACGAGCACGCAGCAGCAGAAAAGGCCCUAUCUUUAGUUGAGGCGCGUCUAGAUGGGCCCCUACCUGCUCUUCCCGAGGACAGUGUUGCUGCCAUUCUGAAGCUCAAACAAGAUAUCGGUACCGACGAACUCAAGGUGCUGCUAGCGCCCGACCAGGACGAUGCCGACAAGUUCUGGCAUGACGUGAUCAGCAGGUCAGGCGACGGAUGGGUACCUGCCGAUGCGCGGGGCGUCGUUUUCUUACCAAACGUUUCGUUUGCGCAGUUUGCGGCUUGGUACGCGUCGCCGAACGCAGAUGCUGCCAACUUGGCCGCCAACCCCGAGCAUUAUGCGAAGGACACGGUGACGACCCCCACGGGUCUUUCGUCCGAGAUCCUAGAGGGUUGGGGAGGUGUGACCACCAACUUCACCAUUCCCAACUUCAACGCGCCAGACCGAGCUAAAGACCCAUUCCUACGGGAAUUGCCCGAGUUCCCCGUCCAACAAGCUGGCGACAAGGUCCUGCGCGACGGAACUAGGUUCGGUGCUCUGCAUAUCUCUCUCCGUCCCGUGAAGGGCGCGGACUACGGCCAGUCGAUUGAUGGCUUCGAGGUGUACUCGACCGUGUGGUACCAGGAUGGUGCUGAGGAUGACCACUUGGAGCAGGAGCGCCGCCAUAUGGUCAUUGAGAUUGUCAACUUGACCCUCCAGGCCCAGAAAGAUAUCGAGAGCGGCAAGUUCUCUCCUUAA